Salpingoeca rosetta is the source of this 1836-nucleotide messenger RNA. RefSeq lists its product as uncharacterized. The transcript is spliced from 3 exons. The coding region runs from base 1 to 1836 and encodes 611 amino acids. NCBI's taxonomy places the organism in Eukaryota, Choanoflagellata, Craspedida, Salpingoecidae. The record is from RefSeq and is a predicted model, not a curated record.
AUGGCAGUGGCUCGCUCCCCGCUGCGGAGACGUUGUUAUUCAUUUUCUCCUGCUGCUUCUUCUGUUUCUUCUUCUUCUUCUUCUGUUGUGCUUGCUGUUGUGGCGGUGGUCCCGCUGCUCGCUUUAGCUGUUGGUGUGCCACCACCUGUUGUACAUGCCAGUGGAACUGGUGGCGAUGUUGGCAUCCUGUAUGAAGUGUGGCACACGCGUGCCGCACAGGCCAUGAAGAAAGUGCGGCAACUUGGAGGCACGCAGCUGACCACGGAACUGGUGCUUCGAAGCAACGGCUCACUGACACUGGACGACGUGUACACCAAGUACAACAUGAGCGCUGACAUCUAUAACGUGCAACCACAGCUUGGCUUCUACUGCCUGUACCGUAAACGGCCCAACGACACCAACCCACCUGUGGACGACUGCGACAACAUCACGCACACGGCGAGCGUGCACGCCAAGCUGCUGGUGCAAGCGCACGUCGACUAUGUGGCCGUGGAUGUGACCAACUGGCCGUCCUUCAACACGGAGACGGACAUUGCUGUGAUCCGGCCAACGGAGGUGCUGUUUGAGGAGUGGCUUGCUUUGCGCAAACAGGGCCAGCCCACGCCACAGAUUGCCAUCUGGGUGUGCAGCCCAAGCAACUCCACAACCUGGCGGUACAUGCUGCAACACAUCUACAACAACCCGCGCUAUGCGGAGCUCGUGUACAAGCGCGACGGCAAGAUGGCUUUCUUCCUCCCAUACCGCCCGGGCUCCUGCUACAGCGCCAGCGAGGAGGCGCUCAUACAGAGCAACUUUGGCGGCAACAACGUCACCACCAUCAAGAUGUGGGCGCUGUUUGGCGCCGACACAUACACGCAGGACGUCUGGGGCUUCUUUUCGCCGUGCGUGUCGCAGCGCACAGGCAAAUACACCUCGUCCAUGGUCGGAGAGGGCGACUGCAACCAGUACCCCACGACCACAGGCGCCAGCGGGCCCGUGCAGGAGGUCACGGCCUCUGGUUCGUACAUGCUGAGCGAGACGGCGCUCCCCUUUGCGUCGCCCGGCCACAUGCGCGGCCUCACCCUGCAGCGGCUGUUCAAGAAGGUGCUGUCGCAGCGCGCGCCAAGCCUCUUCCUCUCGUCCUUCAACGAGCACAUUGGCGGGCGCCAGGCACCGUCGUCACCGGCCAAGAUUGCGUUCAACAUGGGUCUGCCCAACGACCCGCAGCGCAACGCAGUGUGGGUUGACACCUACGGCAGCGAGUUCAGCCGCGACGUGGAGCCCACGGUGGAAGGCGGUGCGCGCACAUACCAGGUGCUGGUGGCGUGUGUUGCCUUGUACAAGGCAGGGCAGACGUGCGCGAAUGAGCCCACCUCCAUCUGCUGCACCACCGCCGACAAGGAGGUGUGGACCAACGUGUGGUCACUCGCCAACCCGCAGGCCACAGACGCCCUUGUCACCGCCAGUGAGAAUGAGCGUGACACGCUGGUGCAGCAGGGGUGGAAGGAGGUGUGCACCCCAAUUCCGGGGCCGUCGGUCUUCUGCGUGGAGGCGAACAACCACGAUGGGCGUGACGGGCCGUUCAUGCUGUACAACGCGGCGCAGCCAAACAACAGCACAAAGCCCAUCUACCGCUGCUACAACGCCACCCAAGGCCUGCACCUGAUCAGCGAUGACCCAAAGUGUGAGGGCUUAGGCGCCAUGGAGAUGCUGCUCGGUUACGCGUCACGUGGACCAGGUGGCGAGACGUUGCGCGCGCUGCGGCGUUGUCGCUCCGCUGCGUCCCCAGCGCUCUCGCACGCGCUUGAUCUCGCCUGCGACCACAAUGACAGCCACGUCCUUGGCUUUGUCCGCUAG